Centropristis striata (black sea bass) is the source of this 1270-nucleotide messenger RNA. It is a transcript of the gene ttc32, whose product is annotated as tetratricopeptide repeat domain 32. The record is from RefSeq and is a predicted model, not a curated record. The transcript is spliced from 3 exons. Lineage: Eukaryota; Metazoa; Chordata; Actinopteri; Perciformes; Serranidae. Gene Ontology annotation, molecular function: protein binding. Bases 44 to 454 code for a protein of 136 amino acids.
UCCGGAUUCUGGAAAAAAACAGGACAACAAACCUUCACAACUCAUGGAGGAAGAUAAUGCCCAAAUACUUGAAAAUGCUCACUCUGAGUUCAAAAGACAGAAUUUCAAACGAGCAGAAGAACUGUACACAACGUUUAUAUCUUCCUGCCUACAGUCCAGGGAGUGUGCAGCGAGUAGUUUGGCCGCUGCUUAUAACAACCGCGGGCAGAUAAAAUACUUCCGGGUGGAUUUUCAUGAAGCAGUGGAGGACUACAGCUGUGCAAUACACGCUGACAGCGGGCUGGAAACACCUUUCUACAACAGGGGACUCAUCCACUACAGACUGGGUUUUUUCGACGAUGCCAAGAGUGACUUCCUGCAAGCGUUAAAGCUCAAUCCAGAUUUUGAGGAUGCCAAAGUGAGUCUGCAGCAGACACACCUGGACCAGCAGCACAAGAUAAACAGAGGAUACUGAUGGCUUCAACAACUAUACACAGUUAUAUAUCCGGAAAUCUUGGGGCUAAAGAAAAUAUUUAUAAUCUGUCAUAUGUUGGCAUUUACCUAAAUUCAUGCACAGCUGUUGUAUUUUGUUUGAUCUGAAGAUGAAGAGUUUGAUACUUUUAAGCAAUCAGCCUGAAGAUAAACUGUGAAAAAAAGUGAAGCCCAAAACAACAGAUGUUCAUUCCUGUCAUGCAGAAACAUUUUCACCUCAAAACAUUUGAAAAAGAUGGAUGUUUUAUGUUUUUUUGCAUCAUAUGAGGAGAGUGACUUGUUAAACAGGCCAGUGUCAGGAACUCAAAUAAUAAUCCUUCUAGUUGGACUGGUGUUUAUAUUUGUAUAUAUUUAUAUUCACAUUGACCUUCUACACAUAAACACAACUUGUUCUAUAUCAGACAUGCUUUAAACAUUUUCAUCAGAUGAACUUUCUGCAUAAUUUAAACUCACGGGGUUGAACUUCAAGAGUCCAUUAUGCAUAUAAAAUAUUGUCCAUUAUGCAUGUAAAAUAUUGUCCAUUAUGCAUAUAAAAUAUUGUCCAUUAUGCAUAUAAUAACACAUGCACACACUCACAAACACACACACACACACACACACACACUCAGACAAACACACACUCACAGGUACAUAUCUUCACACAAGCACACAUGCAGGCACACAGUCAAACUUGAAAGUUAGGCCCUAAUUUUGUAUAUUUGACUCAAAUUGAUCGAUAAUAAUGAGAAAAAUAUGAAAAUUAUAUAUCAAUGUGUUGGUCUUGAGUGGCCAUAAAAGGUGAAUUAAAGAAGUUGGUAAU